Messenger RNA from Paramecium sonneborni, 695 nucleotides. Lineage: Eukaryota; Ciliophora; Oligohymenophorea; Peniculida; Parameciidae. The record is from the annotation of a GenBank genome assembly.
AAAAUGUAGGACGAUUAAACAUAUCAAGUAUGACAUAAUAUAAGAAUUUUUAGAUUCUAAAAAAAUGCAAUGGAAAGGUUAUAAUAUAGAUUGAUGAGCAAUUAUUGAAUGCUAUUAAUACACAUUUCACAAUAAAACCUCAGCAAGUUGAAAAAGAAGUACCAUAUUAAAUUAAGAAAUAACACAAUUUUUAAAGAAGGAUAGUGCCUUUCUUUAUGAAUCAAUUCAUGCAUUGGGCAGAAGAGAUGGGAUACAAAUAGGUAGAUGGAUACCUAAGAGGUAUUCAUAAAAAGAAAACAUCAAAAUAAUAAAAGUUUGAGUUAGGAGAUCUUAAGAAGUUGUUUGGUGUUAUAAAUCCACGGACUAAAAAAAUAUAGAUGGAAACUCAACACAAAUGGAUUGAAUUUUUAAGUGUUAAGGCUGAGAUUUGUGUACUUGUCAACAAUAAGAUCAAGGACCAAGAAACAAAAUAGAUGUAUAUCUAAGCCAUUGAGAAUUUGAAAGAUGAAUUGAAAAAAGAACAACCAUAUGAUAAAUUUUUGAGUCUCUGUAAAAAGGAGGAAUCAAAUAAUUCUCUAUUUGAAGAAUCCAAAGAGAUAUCAAUCAAAGAAGAAUAUUCAAGUGGUGAAUAUGCUCCAACUUAUAAGAACAAUCCUUAUCAUUAUUUGAGUUACGCAUAUAAUAAUUAUGAUUGA